AUGGCAUUGAUGAAGCAAGCAGACUUUUUCUAUUUAUUUGACUCCCAUGCCAGAGACUCUAAUGGCAUGCCUGAUCCUAAUGGCACUGCUGUUGUCAUGAAAUUUGCUAAUAUUCUAGAAUUAGAACAAUAUUUGUAUUCUCUUUCAAUGUCGUUACAUGCCAAUUUAUUUGAAAUUGUACCUGUGAGAUUAAAUAUAUGUAAAGCUUCAGAGCAAAAAAGUAAGUGUGUAAAGGAUCAAGAGUAUGUCCUGAAAAAGAGGCUUUUAAUAGAAAAUGAAGGUGAUAAACAAGCUAGACUGAAGAAAGCUAGUGAGUAUAAAAAAAGAAAGCAGUCAGAGGAAACUGACAGUGUGCGGCAAAUAAGACUUCAAAAAUUAAGUGAGUCUAUUAAACAGAAACGUUCAGAGGAAACUGACAGUGAACGGCAAAUAAGACUUCAAAAAUUAAGUGAGUUUAUUAAACAGAAACGUUCAGAGGAAACUGACAGUGAAAAACAAAUUAGACUUCAAAAGGAUUGUGAGUCUAAAAAAAGAAAGCGGGCAGAGGAAACUGACACCAGCAGACAAGUGAGGCUUGAGAAAGAUAGACUUAAUAAAAAACAAAAGCGGGCAAAAAAAGUGUCACAGCCUCAACAUGAAAUAUUAAAUCAACAGGACUAUUUAAACAUGUUUGACAGAACCAAAAAUGGUGGUAUUGAAGAACAAUGUUGGGCUAAGGCUAACAUUAAUAAGUUUAGUAAGUCUGUGCAAUACAUUGUCAGUCAGUGUACAGAAUGUCAGGAGGCAUGGCCCUUAAAAUCUAAACCAAGGACACCUUAUGUGUGUUCACGAUGCUUUAGAGAUAAAAAAUCUCCAAAAAAAUUUUCUUGUGAAAAUUUAAUGAUACCUUCAUGUGUUCCACAUGAACUGCAAAAUUUAACACAGAUUGAGGAAAUGUUGAUUGCUCGUGCUUUGCCCAUCAUGAGAGUUUAUAUUAACCCUGGUGGUCAACGAGGUUUUUCGGGGCAUUGUAUUAACCUGCCACAAAAUGUCAAAGAACUUGCAAUGUCUUUGCCAAGAUAUCCUAAAGACUUAGCUGUGAUUAUUGUCAAGGCUAAAGGUAGAGAAAACACAUUCAGAGAUGUGACUGUGCGAAAGCAAAAAGUGGACAAUGCUUUAGUUUGGCUUAUCAAUAAUAAUCCUCAUUAUUCUGAGUUAUUAAUUAAUCAAGAUGCAUUAAAUUCCUUACCUGAAAAUGGUGUACCACCAGGUCUCAUGACUGUUGAGACUGAUGAUGAUAUAGUCUCAGAUGACAAUUGUUCUCCUGAUGUAGGUCCUCCUACUGAUAAUCCUUCAGAGGAUAUUGUUUAUAAUGACUCUACUGAAAUGAGUAGUUUUUUACCUGUUGGUGAACAACAACAAACGGAAAUUGAAGCUGUUAGAAAUCAGCUUUCUGAAAAUGAGCCAAUGCCAUGGCCCUCGGUUGAAAAUGAGCCAAUAAAUGAGUAUCAGAUAUCACAUCUGGCCACAAUGGCUUUCCCGACAUUAUUUCCAGAUGGGAAAG
This is a messenger RNA of Paramuricea clavata, 1543 nucleotides long. Lineage: Eukaryota; Metazoa; Cnidaria; Anthozoa; Malacalcyonacea; Plexauridae. The record is from the annotation of a GenBank genome assembly.